AUGGAAAGGGGAAGCUUGUUUUCUGUCCUAAGCAACAAUGUUGAGGCUAUGGAAUUCGAUUGGAUGAAGAGGAUGAACGUCAUCAAAAGUACAGCACAUGCCUUAUGUUACAUGCAUCAUGAAUGUGUUCCGGCAAUUGUUCAUCGAGAUAUAACCAGCAACAAUAUACUAUUGAACUCUGAAUUGGAGGGUUUUGUCUCUGAUUUUGGCAUGGCUAAAUUUCUUGAUCCUGAUUCCUCCAAUCAAACUUUAGUUGCUGGGACUUAUGGUUAUCUUGCUCCAGAAUUGGCCUAUACUAUGGUGGUGACUGAAAAAUGUGAUGUUUAUAACUUUGGAGUGGUGGCAUUAGAAAUAUUAAUGGGAAGACAUCCAGGCGAGCUCAUGACAUCGUUAUCAUCAUCUCAAAGUGUGAUGUUAAAUGAUAUAUUAGACCAACGUCUCCCACCUCCAAACCGUUUGGUUGCAAAGGAUGUUUUUCUUGUUGCUGCAAUUUCAUUUGCUUGCUUACACACUAAACCAAAGUCUAGGCCGACAAUGAAAUGGGUGUCCCAAGAAUUUCUCUCUCACAAGAAACCAGUAACAAACCCCUUACACUCAGUUUCACUGUGGCAGCUGAGGAACCAAGAAAAUUAUAUAAUCGGAGAGAGUGAAACUCAAUAA
Molecule: messenger RNA, 660 nt
Organism: Quercus lobata
Lineage: Eukaryota; Viridiplantae; Streptophyta; Magnoliopsida; Fagales; Fagaceae
Product: MDIS1-interacting receptor like kinase 2-like
Exons: 2
Coding region: 1-660 (219 amino acids)
Biological process (GO): protein phosphorylation
Molecular function (GO): ATP binding; protein kinase activity
Source: RefSeq, a predicted model, not a curated record